ACGAGUGACAAGUGACAGCUGUUAAACCGGCGUCUGAAGUGUCCAGCUGGUGUCGAAGAUUUGGUGAUUCUUCCGCCGGAUUUCUUCUUAGUACGGAAUUGGCAAUAUGGAUUUCGCUUCUUAUAAGGAUUGGGAUAAGGUUCUGGACAUUUUCCUGGACGAAACGAACGGUUCGAUAUUCUACAGAGAAGCGUAUCACUUCAAAAACGAGGUGGACACAACGCGUUUGGUACACUGUCGAAAGAUCAGGAGGUAUCUAAAGCAGUGGAUAGACAGCCGACGGGACAAUGUGAUUUGCGAUGAGAUUCUUUCAGAGGCUAUCCGGAACCAAGGGAACGACGCAUUUCAAAACCCGAGGACUGUCGACAUUGCCGCAGCAUUGUACACAAAAGCAAUUUAUGCAGCUCCACUGGGGACGCAGGCAAUAGCCUUAGCCCACGGAAAUCGGGCCGCGGCUGUAUAUAAGCUCGGCCAGUACGAGGCGGCAUAUUAUGACUGUGAAUAUGCUUUGAAAUUCGAUCACCCAAAACGGAAAAUGAUUCUCAUGCGACAAGCAACUUGUGCACAAUCGCUCGCCGAUGCAUCUAAACUAGAGAAUUGCAUAGAACAGUUGGAGAAAUUAAAUUUGAGUGAAAGGGAAAUUGCCGAUUAUAAAAAAAGUCUUAUCGACAAGAGGGCGUCUCCUCUGCCAGUACCUUCUGCCAAGGAUGAACUUCUUCCCGAGAAGAAGCAGAGAAUAUUGAAAACCCAUCGACGUGGGCGUUACGUGGUCGCCGACGAAUCUAUUUCCGAAAACGAAACGAUAAUGUCUGAAGAACCCUUCGCUUUUGUGCCUAUCGUCAGUGUCGACCAUGACAGCAUUCAUUAUAUUUGCGAUGGUUGCGCAGAAAGCGACAUUGUACCGUUUCCAUGUUAUGGCUGUCGGUUUGCAUUUUAUUGCGGACCAAAAUGUCGUGAGAAACAAGAGCCCAUCCACCGAUUCGAAUGUAGUGGUAAUAAAGUGAAUUUGUUUGGUGAGGUGGGAAUAGCUUACCUGGCACUCCGCUGUUUGUUGGUGGUCUUUAAUAGUCUAUUGGAAGAAGUGCGACAACGCAAAGGCUCAAAAACUAUACAAACAGCUGAAGAACUAUGGCCUGUGAUAUUAGAAACAGGAAGGGACGGUGAGCUGAUGAGCCUUUGCACAAACUUUGAGAUACUUGACGGUAAAAGCGAUCUUCUUCGCUAUGCACUCACAGCGUCACUGCUUUGCUGCUACCUUAUUCACAAAACAACAUUCAUGGAGGAAACCCGUAGCGCCAGGCGGCAGAUAAUGCAGUCGAAUUCGGAAUGGGAAAUUAUUCUGGCAUCAUUGCUGCUCCGCCUUAUAAAUCAGAUGAUUUGCAACGCUCACACCAUAGACCAAACCAUAGUUAAAGGAUUCACCGGAGAUGGGUUCCGGUUAGGUUACUUAUCCGAAGCAGCGCAAAAUUCCCCAAUGUUUUCAGCAAUCUAUCCACGCGUUAGUCUCUACAAUCACGCUUGUGAGCCCAGCUUUAGGAAUAAGUUCGAAAAGGCGAAAUUAGUAGUAAUCGCUUCUAAGGACAUUGAUAAAGGUAAGGAAAUAUUUAAUUGUUAUGGACCGAAAUGGAUAUCGGACUCUCGGGACGAGAGAAGGUCACUUCUGCGGCUACAAUACGGAUUCACAUGCAACUGUGUCCACUGUCGGGACAGCAAAGACACAGGCUAUUUUGCCUACAAUCAUGUAAUCUGCAAAGCGGACGGUUGCGGGGGACGAUUUCUGCUGCAUCAACCAUGUCCCAGUUGUGGUUUGGCGUACGAUAAUAGGUUCUACGCGCGCAUUAUAGACAGUGUUACUGUGAUCGAGAACACCAUCAGAAAGUACAAAUACUUGCAUGAAUUGUUUUGGAAAAUGAGCUGUUAUCUUCCACGUUAUACACGGCUGCGAUCUAGUUCAGCCAAAUUCAUUCUCAGCACCUUUCUGCGAAGCGAUAACGCUAUUAAAUAUAACGAAAAAUUAACCCGACGAAUGCUGAGUAUCGCAGUCGACUUGGCAGAAUCAGCUGAAAAGGAAUAUGGUUGCUAUCAUAUCGAUUACAUUUACAGAUCGUCAUUCCUUUUGGAUCUAAUAGCAAUAAGAAAUCAACAAGGUUUCGAGCCCGUUCCAAUCGAGUACGACCUUAAUAAGAUCAAGCGAGCCUUCAAUGAACUGCCAUUCAAGCUCAAGAAAAAGUUCGACAAUUAUUUCGAUCUGAACAUCAUCUAAAACGCCCGGAAAGCUGUAUCUUGGAAUUGUACAGUGUUAUCUACUUUGUAUCUUUGAUCCAAAAUAAAAUUUUUAAAAUCA
Hermetia illucens (black soldier fly) is the source of this 2344-nucleotide messenger RNA. Its product is annotated as SET and MYND domain-containing protein 4-like. The record is from RefSeq and is a predicted model, not a curated record. Gene Ontology annotation, molecular function: protein binding. The transcript is spliced from 5 exons. NCBI's taxonomy places the organism in Eukaryota, Metazoa, Arthropoda, Insecta, Diptera, Stratiomyidae. Bases 107 to 2263 code for a protein of 718 amino acids.